AUGACCUGCUUCCGCAGGCCUCUGAGGAUCCAGUGGCAGGACAAGGUGACAGACAUGGAAGUCCUCUCUAGAACAGGCUUGCCAUCCAUUCACACCCUGCUGAUGAAAGCCCAGACAUGCUCGGCAGGCCAUGUUACUAGGAUGCCAGACCACCGCAUCCCCAAACAGCUCUUCUAUGAAGAAGUUGUGGCAAUAGAAGUGGGCUGGAUGACCUCUGUUAAAGACUGGGCAGGGGUGAUGAUUUCAGCCCAGACCUUAACCGGCAGAGUUCUUGUCGUUUUAGUUUUUGCUCUUAGUAUUGGUGCUCUUGUAAUAUACUUCAUAGAUUCAUCAAACCCCAUAGAAUCUUGCCAGAAUUUCUACAAAGAUUUCACAUUACAAAUAGACAUGGCUUUCAAUGUGUUCUUCCUGCUCUACUUUGGCUUGCGGUUCAUAGCAGCCAACGACAAGCUAUGGUUUUGGCUGGAAGUAAACUCUGUGGUUGAUUUUUUCACCGUUCCUCCCGUGUUUGUUUCUGUGUAUUUAAAUAGAAGUUGGCUAGGUUUAAGAUUUUUGCGAGCUCUUAGGCUGAUUCAGUUCUCAGAAAUCUUACAGUUUCUGAAUAUUCUUAAAACAAGUAAUUCCAUCAAGUUAGUGAAUCUAUGCUCGAUAUUUAUUAGCACAUGGCUGACAGCAGCUGGAUUUAUACAUUUGGUGGAGAACUCAGGGGAUCCAUGGGAAAACUUCCAAAAUAACCAACCACUUACCUAUUGGGAAUGUGUUUAUUUGCUAAUGGUUACUAUGUCCACUGUUGGCUACGGAGAUGUUUAUGCAAAAACAACCCUUGGUCGUCUUUUCAUGGUUUUCUUCAUCCUCGGGGGAUUGGCCAUGUUUGCCAGUUACGUCCCUGAAAUCAUAGAGUUAAUAGGAAACCGCAAGAAAUAUGGUGGUUCCUAUAGUGCGGUUAGUGGAAGAAAGCACAUUGUUGUCUGUGGCCACAUCACGUUGGAAAGUGUGUCCAAUUUCUUGAAGGACUUCCUACACAAGGACAGGGAUGAUGUCAACGUAGAAAUUGUCUUUCUGCAUAAUAUCUCCCCUAACCUUGAGUUGGAAGCUCUUUUUAAGCGACACUUUACUCAGGUGGAAUUUUUUCAGGGUUCAGUUCUCAAUCCGCAUGACUUGGCUAGAGUAAAGAUAGAGUCAGCAGAUGCUUGCUUGAUCCUUGCCAACAAAUACUGCGCAGAUCCAGAUGCUGAAGAUGCUUCUAAUAUCAUGAGAGUAAUUUCUAUAAAGAACUACCACCCAAAAAUAAGAAUAAUCACUCAGAUGCUGCAGUAUCACAAUAAGGCCCAUCUGCUAAAUAUUCCAAGCUGGAAUUGGAAAGAAGGCGAUGACGCCAUAUGCCUUGCUGAACUAAAGCUGGGGUUUAUCGCCCAAAGCUGCCUGGCACCAGGCCUAUCGACUAUGUUGGCAAACCUCUUCUCCAUGAGAUCAUUUAUAAAGAUCGAAGAGGACACUUGGCAGAAAUACUACUUGGAAGGAGUAUCUAAUGAAAUGUACACAGAGUAUCUUUCUAGUGCCUUUGUUGGUCUGUCAUUCCCUGCUGUUUGUGAACUGGUCUUUGCAAAGCUAAAGCUUUUAAUGAUAGCCAUAGAAUACAAGUCGGAGAAAGGGGAAAGCAGAAUAUUGAUCAACCCUGGAAAUCAUGUGAAAAUUCAAGAGGGUACGCUAGGAUUCUUCAUUGCAAGCGACGCCAAAGAAGUGAAAAGGGCCUACUUUUAUUGCAAGGCAUGUCACGAUGACAUCACAGACCCCAAAAGGAUUAAAAAAUGUGGCUGCAAACGACUCUUCAAAAAAAAAUCACUUUAA
This is a messenger RNA of Thamnophis elegans (Western terrestrial garter snake), 1848 nucleotides long. RefSeq names its product calcium-activated potassium channel subunit alpha-1-like. The coding region runs from base 1 to 1848 and encodes 615 amino acids. Gene Ontology annotation, cellular component: postsynaptic membrane. The record is from RefSeq and is a predicted model, not a curated record. Gene Ontology annotation, molecular function: large conductance calcium-activated potassium channel activity. Lineage: Eukaryota; Metazoa; Chordata; Lepidosauria; Squamata; Natricidae. The transcript is spliced from 19 exons. Gene Ontology annotation, biological process: transmembrane transport; potassium ion transport.